ACAAAAGUCCUCCUCAUGCAUCGUUCCAUAAAUCCACUUUCCCUCACUUUAUCUGAUGCGGCUCUUUUUAUAAUUGUUCUAUAACCUGUUUAUUUACAUUAUACAGAUGUCAUGUCAAAAGUCACUGUAAUUUAAGUGUUUGGGUGUAGCUUUGUGUUGAAUUGCCUCACCCAUCAUCAUCAUCACUAGUGUGAGAUCAUCCAGACAAACAAGAAAUCCCUUCAUUUCCCUUAUCACGGAGGAAUGCUUGACAUUAAAACGGUUCAGGGAAUCCUAUCUGGUCAGGGAGGGUUGCCGUUUUUCCAGGCCCUGCAGGAAUAGCACAUUUGUGUGCAUAAAGCAGGAAAAAUGAGUACAGGGAAGCCGAGUGGUCUCAAACCACCCACCAAGAUUGGUAAACCGGCUGCGGCGCCAACCAAAACCUCGCCCACCUCAGCUGGCGCCAAGGAUGUAAAAUCUCCGACCUCCAAUACCGGCCAAGAUGCGCCGUCAGAUUUCACUGUUGGCGAACGUGUUUGGGUCAACGGAAAUAAACCGGGUUAUGUGCAGUUCAUCGGAGGGACCCAGUUUGCUCCGGGCCAGUGGGCAGGAAUAGUUCUCGACGAGCCCAUUGGGAAGAACGAUGGCUCUGUGACUGGAGUGCGCUACUUCCAGUGCGAGGACUUGCGAGGCAUAUUUACUCGGCCCUCCAAACUGUCUCGUACUCCCGUGGCAGAGCGUGAGGCCAAUGGCACGCAGACUCCCACCAACAAGACGUCCGCCUCCCCUGCCAAAGAUCCCGCUCCUGUCACUCAGACCACAAGUGCAACCACCAAGACCUCAACAAACCUAACCAGGGCCACCAGCGAGUCUGCAUCCAAUCUGUCUGAGACGGAUUCAGCCAAGAAGUUACAGCGGGAUCUGAAGUUGGGUGAUCGUGUAUUGGUUGGAGGAACCAAGGCAGGUGUUGUGCGUUUCCUAGGCGAAACUGACUUCGCGAAAGGUGAUUGGUGUGGCGUUGAGCUGGACGAGCCUCUUGGCAAGAAUGAUGGGGCAGUGGCUGGUGCAAGGUAUUUUCAGUGCCUCCCAAAGUAUGGACUGUUCGCUCCUACGCACAAAGUCACACGCAUCGGAUUCCCGUCAACCACUCCUGCCAAAUCCAAAACCUCCAGGCGCAGGUCAACCCUAAAGAACAGCCCCAGCGCAUCCUCCGUCAGCUCCCUCAGCUCUGUCACCUCCUCAGUAGGAGGCAAACCCAGCCGAGCAGGCCUGCUCACAGAGACGUCGGCACGGUAUGCACGGAAGAUCUCAGGCACCACAGCCCUGCAGGAGGCCCUGAAGGAGAAGCAGCAGCACAUCGAGCAGCUCCUGGCUGAACGGGACCUGGAGAGGACGGAAGUGGCACGAGCCACAAGCCAUGCCGGGGAGGUGCAGCAAGAGCUGGCGCUGCUCAGACAGGGCCAGGAACAGUACUCCCUCGAGAUGGAAGCCAAGUUGGACCAGUUGCGGAGACUUGUGGAGACUGCAGACAGAGAUAAAGUGGAGUUGAUGAAUCAACUGGAAGAGGAAAAAAGAAAAGUGGAGGACCUGCAGUUUCGUGUAGAGGAAGCUUGCAUUACCAAAGGUGACCUAGAGACGCAGACCAAACUGGAGCAUGCCCACAUAAAGGAGCUCGAACAGAGUCUUCUCUUUGAAAAGACCAAAGCAGAUAAACUCCAGAGGGAGUUAGAGGAUACUAGGGUCGCCACAGUGUCCGAGCGCUCCAGGAUCAUGGAGCUGGAAAAGGAGGUGUCCGACCUGCAGCUUCAGCUGAGAACUCUCCGGGCCGAGACCGCCGGAUCAGCCUCGCCUCCAUUACAAGACAAAAAGAUCAAGGAGUUGAACUUUGAGUUGGAGAACAGACAGAAGGAGGUGCUUCUAUUCCAGCAGAAACUCGCCUCCUCUGAACAGGAGAAAACAUCCCUCCAGCAGCAGCUGCAAGAUCUGACAAAGAAGCUUGACACAGCAGCAGAGGACAAUAAUAAAGCAACACAAGCAAUGCAAGCAGAAAUGGAAAGGAACAUGAAAACGGAGAAAGAGAAGCUGGAUCAGGUCUCCAGGGAGAAGGAGGACCUGCAGAGGGAUGUAGCCGCCUGGAAGCAACAGGAACAGGUGAAGGGUGAAGAGAGAGAGUUUCAGAUGAAAGAGCUGAAAGAGAAGUUGGGCCAAACAGAAGGAGAGUUGAGCAGAAUCACAGAGAGGAGCAUUGAGCUGGAACGGCAGGUGGCGGACCUGAAAGCCUACAAAAACCAAACCCAGUCUGAUGAAAAGCUGGAGCAGAUGAUGCAUAAGAAUCAGGAGUUGCAGGUGGAGCUUGAGGCCCUGAAGCAGCAGAACUCUCAGUAUCAGGAGCAGUUGAGUUCAGAAACGCAGCGCAUCGGGAGCCUCCGCAAAGAAAUUGAGGAGCUAAAACUAUCAGCCAAUCAGAAGUCUCAGAGGCAGGUGUCGCUCCAGGACGAAAAAGGGAUGUUGGCUCAGGAGUUGGACGUCUACACGCAGCAGAAGCUUGAUGACGAAGCUCUGACUAGCCAGCUGGAGAUUACAGAGAGGGAGAAUUCCAAUGCAUUGAUGUCCGAUAAAGACAAAGAGCUAGAGACACUACGAAAUGAGAUUGCAGUGCUGCGUGGGGAAAAUGCCAUGGCCAAGACGCUCCAGUCGGCUGUGACGUCUCUAGAGAGGGACAAAGCCCAGCUGCAGAGCCGAGUGAACAGCUUGGAGCAAAAGCUGGAGGGCCGGCAUGCGGGGAACGGAGAGGAAGUCACCUCAGUGGGUGAUGCUGCUUUGGACCAACUGAGAGAAGAGAAAGAGUUUGCUGAGGGACAGAUCAACUUCCUGAACUCAGUGAUUGUGGACCUCCAGAGGAAGAAUGAAGAACUAAAGGUGAAGCUGAAGAAAAUGGCGUUGACCGAGUUCAACGGAAAUGAUGACAAUGACGGUCUUGGUGAGGUCAAAAAGAAGAAGAAAGCCCCACCACGAGUUUUCUGCGACAUCUGCGACUGCUUCGACCUGCACGACACGGAGGACUGUCCCACGCAAACACAAUCCCCAGACUCGCCUCCCCACACCACCUACCACGGCACCCGCAGCGGCGAACGACCGUACUGCGACAUCUGCGAGGCGUUCGGUCACUGGACAGAUUCUUGCAACGAUGACCAAACCUUCUGAACUCCCCCUCAACCCCUCCGCCUGUGAGCAGGCUAUGCACAGAUUGCUUUCAACCAGAUUAUUCGCUAUUUUUCUACACAGCGUAUAUACAUUCGAACCUCUUGUACAUUCCCUUGAACGUAUCCGCCCAUAUGAAGGCUAAGGUAUGCUGCAUUGAUGGAAUUUGAAUUAUGAAGAUGAGAGGUAUUUCAGUGUGUUAUUAUUAAUACCGUUUUGUGUGUUUCAUAAGUUUUUCAUUGUCUUGAGUGGAUUGAUCCAUUGACAAAUUACCAGCAAGAAAAUUGGGAACGGUUUAGCGAUACUUUGCCGUGUAUUUAAAGCUGCUGUGUGUAAUUUCUACACCACUAGAGGCACAAAAUCACAAAAAUAAUGAUCCAAACAGGUUUCCAAAACACUCCCAUUCUUCCAUUGUAGCUCCGCCCCAAACUCGCGCCAUUGGUUGAGUCAGAAGUUGACAUUUCAGACCACUCAAACAAACACAGCGAUGUUUUGAAAGAGCCUUCGGAAUGGUAUACUAGCACACUGCAUACUGCAAACUAGUGUUGCCAAAAGUACCGAGUCGGUACUGAAAUUUAAAAAAUGUGAUGCUUGGAGCGCUGUUGAGCUGAUUCGUAAACACCUGAUUGUGUUCACGCGCUCAUCAGAUAUAUCUGUGAUUGGCUACAAUGAUCAGUGCUCAACAGCACUCAAAGGGUCACAUUUUUAAAAUUUCAGUAUCGACUUGGUAUCAAAGUCAGUACUUUUGACAACACUACUGCAAAAUGCUCACUAUACUCUGAAUAUGGCCUACUAUUUUUUUUUAAAAGAAUAUGAAACGGUACACAUUAUGCAACAAUAAAUAAUAAGCCAAGAAAAUGUUGUUAAAAAUCAUAGCUUCUAGUUUUUCGUCCCACAUAAAAUUGACUCCAGCCGAGCACAUUGCAUUAUGGGAUAUAUACUGCACAUUUACACCUGGGCAUUCUAAGCAUACAGACAUUAUACAUACUAUGCACAGCAUAAAUACUAUACACUACAGAAACAUUACUUGUAGUAUGCUAUUCCGAACAUAGCCAACGUUUGGUAACUCACACUACGAAUGGUUUACUAGCAGUUUAUCUGCACAUUAAACCAGGAUAGACGAUUUUAACGAAUAAAAAAUACACACUUCAGCUUAAAGAACUCAUGACGGACUGUUAUCACAGACACAAAACCGUAUGACCAGUGCACCAAACUAAGCUGAAGCUAACCACUAUUAACUUAUUGCACUUCUCACUUUAAAUGUAUACAGCACAUGAGUUUAACUGCCAUUCUUUGAAACUAAGUUAUUCUUUUUACUGUUAAAUGUCAGGCAUAUAGUCAUGAUAUUGUCAUAUGAAUGGCUUUUUAUGUGUAAUUUUGAUGUUAUGUCCUGUAGAUUUCAGGCCUAUUCACACCAAGUCGGCAAGAUUUUAAGAUUAACCUUUUAGUUUUGUAUAUACGGACACAAGAUUGAUUUAUUUAAAUUGAUCAAAUGCCGUUUCUUCAGGUAUCCAAACUUUUCAGACAAAACAGUUUUGGUGCAAAAAAAUGGUUUGCAAAUAUUUUAUACUUUCAUGUAUUUUAGUCACUUUAAACUUGGUGUGAACAGACCCUUUACAAGCACAACUUUUAAGCACAAAAACAUAUUGUAUCUCUUGUUAUUGAUGUAAUAUUAACAACCAAGUUUAUUUAGCAACCUAAUAAACUGCAAGUGUUAGAAUCGGUAACCUGCAAUGAACUGGUGCACAAGAUUAUAUUAAAUAUGUAUAAUAAUCAUGAUUAUUCCCCUUUUGUUUAAAUGAAUACAAUUUUGCAUUAAGUGCAAAUAUAUGGUCUGUUUCUACUGAAAUAUUGUGACAGUCUUUAACUAUUGUACUGUUUAAUGUACUGUAUAUUCACCUGAACUCAAUACAAACAUUGAACAAA
This is a messenger RNA of Ctenopharyngodon idella (grass carp), 5106 nucleotides long. RefSeq names its product CAP-Gly domain-containing linker protein 1-like. Gene Ontology annotation, molecular function: microtubule plus-end binding. Lineage: Eukaryota; Metazoa; Chordata; Actinopteri; Cypriniformes; Xenocyprididae. The record is from RefSeq and is a predicted model, not a curated record. The transcript is spliced from 22 exons. The coding region runs from base 349 to 3183 and encodes 944 amino acids. Gene Ontology annotation, biological process: positive regulation of microtubule polymerization; cytoplasmic microtubule organization. Gene Ontology annotation, cellular component: nucleus; microtubule plus-end; cytoplasm.